ACAGCGCACUUUACAGCGCUCUGCCUGUCACUGACACAAUGCGCUACUAUUUCUGGCAGAUUUUACGAGGAGUCACAGUGGAAUAAGAGAAAACCAUGCCAAUGCUAUCGUAGGAGCCGACCGAAGACCCUUCACUUCUUUCCCGGGAUUUUUCUUUUCUGUUUAACCCUUAUCCACAAUGCUUUACUUUCAGUUGGUGAUCAUGGCAGGGACUGUCAUGCUGGCAUACUACUUUGAGUACACCGAUACUUUCAACGUGCACAUCCAGGGAUUUUUCUGUCAUGAUAAUGCCUAUACGAAGCCGUAUCUCGGACCAGAGGAGUCCAGUGCGAUCCCACCAGCCAUCCUGUACGCGGUGGUCGCAGGGGUCCCUGCACUCGUGAUUACAGUGACAGAGUCCGUGCUCUUCUUGCUGCAGUACGUCUCUGAGGAUCUAGACAACCGAGAGAAGAUCAUUGUGAUGGGUGACUGCUGUUACCUCAACCCUCUGGUCCGAAGGACAUUUCGCUUUCUUGGUGUGUACGCAUUUGGCCUCUUUGCCACAGACAUUUUUGUAAAUGCGGGGCAGGUGGUAACAGGAAAUCUGUCUCCGUACUUUCUGACGGUGUGCAAACCCAACUACACAGCGCUGGGGUGCCAACAGGUGGUGCGUUUCAUUAGCCAACAGGAAGCCUGCACAGGCAAUGAGGAUGAUAUUUUACAUGCUCGCAAAUCCUUCCCAUCCAAAGAGGCGGCCAUCAGUGUUUAUGCGGCUCUUUAUGUUGCUAUGUACAUCACAUGCUCGGUGAAGGCCAAAGGGACACGGCUGGCCAAGCCGGUGCUCUCUCUGGGGCUCAUGUGUCUGGCCUUUCUAACUGGGAUUAAUCGAGUGGUGGAGUACCGCAACCACUGGUCUGAUGUCAUUGCUGGCUUCAUCAUCGGAGGAGCCAUUGCUGUCUUUAUGGUGGUGUGUGUGGUGAAAAAUUUCAAAGGGAAGCCUUUACUGGGUGAGAUACCGCCGGAGGAGAGUGUGUCCAGUGGUCCCAUGAUCACUCAGCCCAGGAUGGAGCACACUAUGGAGAAAUACAUAGCAUCCCAGAAUCCCAUCACCUAUGCUGAGAUCACAUGACACUGAAAAGCCCACUAGCCAGAAUGCUGUGGAUAAUGUUGCUGCUCUCCGAUGCGACUUUUUACUUUGAGUGCAACGUCGAUAUGUGCUAUUUUUACACUUCUAUUUUAAAGUGUGUGGAAAAAAAAAGGUCUAUACCUUGUUGUCCUCCUUUUAACCUUUUUUUGAAAAUAGUGUAGGGUCGCAUACCUAUUUUUAUACAAACAUAUUACUGUUAGCAUUUUUUGUGGUUGAAUAUGCAGGGUAUGGUGUGAAUGUGGAAUUGCAACAUGAUGUCCAAUGAAAUGUUUAACAUAUCCUAAUGUACUAUUUACAACUGUUAGUCUAUUGUUGGAAUUUGAAGAGGUUUCUGACUGACAAGAAUUAUCGUUGUUGAUCCUCACAGAAAUCAGGUUCUUUUAUGAUUUUCUCUGCUUGCCAAAAAAUAUCACAUCAACACAUUUUUCACGAGUUUCAACACGAGUUUUUCUCAGAACAGCACACUGUUUAAGUGUUGCAUCAGAUGUUAUUCUGUGUAUUUUAAAGCAUGUUUAAAUAGCCAAUAGGGUUUAGUUACAGUAUGUUAGUCAUUAAGUAUGAUUUGCUACUUGCUAGUGGAGACAGUACUGUGGGAGGGACAUGUUCAUUCUAAAAAGCUUCUGAUUGGUCAAAACUCUGUGUAGUACAGGAUGAGUCAUCAAUAUUUUUGCUCAGUUUAUGAGGAACUUAAAAAAACUCUAAUUUUGACUUCGCAGAGUUUUUAAAGUGGGCUGAUGUGAUAAGCAGAAAUAAUGAUUUUGGUGUCAUCAUGGCAGAGAGCACCUUGGGCAGAGCUGACGGAUUUAAUUGUGACUAGCAAUUGAUUACAGGACUCACAAAAGAUUAGAUGCUCAAGCUUUUGCCCGAAGAGGCUGCUAGGUUGUGUAUGAAGGAUUGCUUUGCGUGCUUUAACGUGGCCAGUGUGUGUGUGUGUAUGUUUGUGCUUAUUUGUGAGUCUGCCCUUGAUGUCGCCUCUGUGAGAACGCAGUCUCUAGUGGCUUAGAGAAGGCCGUUUGUUUUCUUGCCAGAGCGGGAAUAAUACCUGUACCUGUGAAAGAAAGAGAGAUGGAGAUGAAAAGAGAGAGAGCAUGGACCAUCACUGUAUGAAAAACAAUGUAUCUCAGUCAGUUCACACAGAAAUAUGGCAAUAUUUGCAUUUGGAUACAUUUGCGAUUUUACAAUCUUAUGUGUUUUUGUUGUAUCAUAGACCUCAUAGCAUCAAAGGUCUGCAGUGUUUGGUUGAAUUUACAAUCUGCAGAGUGAUUUUAUACACCACACUGAGCAUAUGUUUGAUCUCACACUGACCAGUGAUGAGAUUUGAUUUUCAAAUUCAUGCUUGAAUACAUUAAAGAUAGUGUCUCCUAAUGAUGUAAAUGAUUUAUCCAAUUCAUCUCACUCAUGUAGUACUACUGAAAUCCUGAACCCUUUUAUGUCCACUGUUUGUCUCAUUAGUUAAUGCUUUCAUCAUGGAAAGCUUGUGAAUAUAACUUUUUAGAGAGGUUUUUUUUUGGCUGGCUCACUGAGGGGUUUGGGAGGCACUGUUUGUAAGGCUGCUUUGUGAUUGUGAAAGUGCUAUAUAAAUUGAAUUUACAAUUAUUCAGAAAAAGCUACUGCAUUACCUGCACAGUGACUUUAAUUCAGGGUUAUUUCUAGUGACAACUGUGUGUUUUUCCCCCAAAAGGGUUGAAAACAAAUGCGCGUUGGAAUGUGAUAAGAAUAUACGUUUGAGAUUAUAUUCCAGUCAUGAAAGCAACGAGGUAACUCAACUCCACUGGAAGAUUUUGUUUUUCCUAAGAGUGUUUUUUUUUUUUCCAACAAGCUUUUAAAAAGUUGGUAUACGCUAUAGGCUAUAUCCUUCAUAUUUGGUUUACGAAAGGAUUUAAUGCCCAAAACCCAAGUUGUGAAAGGAAUUUUGAAACGUUUGUAUGUGUAUGUUGGAGCUUGUGUUGAUGGUCUGGCAAUGACCUCAGAGACUGAACUGGAAAGGAAAGCAACUUCCCUGAGCCCAACAUG
Labeo rohita (rohu) is the source of this 3139-nucleotide messenger RNA. RefSeq names its product phospholipid phosphatase related 5a (gene plppr5a). The transcript has 6 exons. The record is from RefSeq and is a predicted model, not a curated record. Gene Ontology annotation, molecular function: phosphatidate phosphatase activity. Gene Ontology annotation, biological process: phospholipid metabolic process; signal transduction; phospholipid dephosphorylation. NCBI's taxonomy places the organism in Eukaryota, Metazoa, Chordata, Actinopteri, Cypriniformes, Cyprinidae. The coding region runs from base 179 to 1108 and encodes 309 amino acids.